AUGAGCUCUAUUUCCAUUUAAAGACACGUGAAUUACGGGGAAGUCAUUCUAAUUGUUGGCGAUUGUCAUUUAGUGUAAUGGAAUGUGUAAAAUGGAAUUUAGAUGGAAUGGAAUCCUGGAGAUGUUUGGAGAGCCAGAGUAGAGUGUUGUUGUUUACCAAUGAAUUACAGAUACGUGAUAGUGAAAUAAAGCAAUCGACAGAUAGUAGAAUGGGAAGAUGGAAUAAGCAGAGUAUUGAAUUCCCAAAAUGAUGUGGAGGAUGCAUGGAACCAUAUCAAAAUAAGAAUGAAAGUGAACUCAUUUCAUGAUUCCAAGAUAAAAGGGAAGAAUCUAAAAUUAGACUCGACUAAUUCGUUACUGAAUGAGAAUGAAUUUGAGUAUAGGAUGGAAUUGGAAAUCCCAAGUAAGUCCAUUCAUUCCUAUGCUUAUAAAUACCAAUAAAAUCACAUCUGGGAACGAAAUGCAGUCAGACUAUUCACUCAACAUCCCAUCCUUAACAAUGUUAUCGAAAUCACGGAUUCCGACGUUGAUUUUGCACUCAGCUAUAAUCAACUAUUGGAGAACAUCUAUGUGGGCUCAUUCCUCUACACUGAUGAACUUCACGUUCUUUAGAAUUUGGGAGUUGAAGCCAUAGUUAAUUUAUAAACCACUGAAGAUCUGAUAAACAAGGAUUUGCAAGAGGAUUACUUUGAUCACAUACGAAAAUCUUGUGAAUCUUAUCAGAUUACGUACUUGCAUUGUCCUAUACAAGAUUGCAAUAAGCGAUCCUUCUUGAAGAAAGGAAUGCAAGCUCAUCAGAUCUUGAAGAAACUGAUGCAGGAGGGUAAGUGCGUCUAUGUUCAUUGCACUGAUGGCAUUCAGAGGAGCAUUUAAACAGUCAUUCUCUAUUUAGUAUUGGAUUUAAACUAUUCUCUGGAAGAUGCAAUUGCACUUGUGAAGGCGAUAAGGAAGAGAUCAAAGCCUAUUCGAGAAGUAUUGUAGUAACUCUUGGAGCAGUGAAUGAUUUUGUAUUUGUUAUCCUUUUUUUUGUAUUUUAUUUAAAUA
Molecule: messenger RNA, 1044 nt
Organism: Paramecium tetraurelia
Lineage: Eukaryota; Ciliophora; Oligohymenophorea; Peniculida; Parameciidae
Exons: 3
Biological process (GO): protein dephosphorylation
Molecular function (GO): protein tyrosine/serine/threonine phosphatase activity; starch binding
Source: RefSeq, a predicted model, not a curated record